UAUUAUAAACACUUGCAAUCAAAUGGUUAUGAUCAUAUGAAAAACGUCAAAAAAGUUGCAAGAGAAUUAAAAUCAAGUCAACAGCAGCAACAACCAUCAACACCUAUUACAUUAACACCUUCAUGUCGGUCACAGACACCAUUAAUAGGAGUUGCUGUUGUUUCACCAACUAACACACAAACAACAGCUCAAGUUGAUUCUUCAGCAUUCCCAAAUCAAGCUGCACAUAAUGGCAGUAAACGUCGUUUAAUAUCACAAUCACAACAAUAUCGUUCGACAAAAAGAAGCCGUAUAUAA
Rotaria sordida is the source of this 297-nucleotide messenger RNA. Lineage: Eukaryota; Metazoa; Rotifera; Eurotatoria; Philodinida; Philodinidae. The record is from the annotation of a GenBank genome assembly.